Molecule: messenger RNA, 1257 nt
Organism: Echinostoma caproni
Lineage: Eukaryota; Metazoa; Platyhelminthes; Trematoda; Plagiorchiida; Echinostomatidae
Source: the annotation of a GenBank genome assembly
AUGAAGCGAUCCAAUCCGACUUUCAAAGAUGUGCGAGCUUAUUGUGAACAAUAUCAGGACACUCGCGCCGCUAUUUCAUCCAUGCCGUCCACCAUCGAAUCUACAGCCAUAUUCAAUUCACUCAAGACUAAAUCCACGAAAGCUCAUGCUACAGCCGGACGUUUCAAACAGGUUACACAAUCUACCCCACACAAUGUGACAUAUUCGGAUAAAUCCUAUGGCAAUUGUGCAUCCUGUGGCAAACGUCAUUCCAGAUUCACAUGUCGAUUUCGUUACGCUUCAUGUCACAAGUGUGGCAAAACUGGCCAUAUUCAGUCUGUUUGUCGCAGUACCAAAGCCUGUCGUUUAAUUCAAUCUCGGGACUCAGAAGUGAGUGAUAUGGACAAACAUUUUUCUUCUUUAUCUUUGGCAAUUACCUUCCAUUCCGGUCACAUUCGUAAACAACUAUUCAGUUCCACUGGUAACUCGCUUCAUUUCAUUUUGGACGCUGGUAGUGUGGAAUCUCCAAUUUCUGUUCACGAUCUAAAACUGUUUGCUCCAGAUGCUAAACUUCAGCCGUCCACUGUCACCAUAAAUGGCAUCACUGGACACUCAUUGCCUGUUGUUGGUUCUUGUGAGAUUUCAAUCAGUGAUGAACAUUCUAAAAGUGUUACCUGUACAUUCAUUGGCCCAUCCAUACUAGGCUUGAAAGCCAUGCAAGCAUUAAAUGUCAAUAUUUCAUUACUAACCUCUAUCGAUACUGAAAAUGAAUCGAAGGAUUUGAUUAUUAAAUGCUCAAAGGCCAGUGGUGGCAUGAAAAUUCCCCCAGUAAGACUACCAGUUAAUGGCGAUCCAGUAUUUCUCAAACGCCGAGUCAUUUCAUAUGGCCUUCGUGAACCUGUCAUGAAUGCAUUGAACAACUUGUGUAUUGUAAAGAUGUCAUUUUCUGCAUGGGGUACACCAAUUGUCACACCACUCAAGUCGGAUGGCAAGACCCCCAGAAUAUGUGGUGACUACCGAAUCACCUUAAAUCCAAGACUGUUAAAGCGGACAUGUACAACGAUUGAACCAGAGGACAUUCUGAAUAAGUUGACUGGUUCUAAGAUCUUUUCCGAGAUUGACUUGAAAGAUGCAUAUUUACAAAUUCCGUUGGAUGAAAUAUCAUCCACUUUGACAACUAUUAAUAUCCCUUUUGGUUUGUACAGAUACAAGUUUCAGCCAUUCGGUUUAUCUGUUUCUCCUGCCAUAUUUCAACAAGUUAUGAAUUAUGUUACUAUU